Prunus armeniaca (apricot) is the source of this 1536-nucleotide messenger RNA. The record is from the annotation of a GenBank genome assembly. Lineage: Eukaryota; Viridiplantae; Streptophyta; Magnoliopsida; Rosales; Rosaceae.
AUGGCAGACAUGCUAGUAGAUGGAGCUGCCCACAAUCAGAUCAUGAUGGCAGAAGAAGACAUCCACAAGACAGCCUUCAUGUGUCCAGGGCAUAUAGGUGCUUUUGAAUAUACUGUAAUGCCUUUUGGCUUGAGAAAUGCAGGGGCUACCUAUCAAAGGGCAAUGAAUUCUGUUUUCCACGAUAUGAUAGGGCAUUCCUUGGAAGUAGGCAUAGAGAUCGACAAGAACAAAGCAAAAUCCAUCAUAGAAGCUUUACCGCCUAGGAACAAGAAAGAAUUGCAAAGAAAGAUCCAGCCUUUCUCUUCUUUGUUAAGAUUGAAACAGGAACAAACCUUUAAGUGGGAAGAACAACACCAGCAAGCUUUUGAGGAAAUCAAGCAUUACCUCUCAAAUCCACCAGUUCUGUCCCCGCCAAAGAGAGGCAGGCCACUCAAGCUCUAUAUAUCCGCAUCAGAAGUAUCCAUUGGAAGUUUAUUGGUUCAGGAUAACAAGGAAGGAAAGGAACAGGCGGUUUACUACCUAAGCAGAACUCUGACAGAAGUGGAAAGGAAAUAUUCUGCAAUUGAGAGACUUUGCCUAGCCUUGUACUUCACUGCUGUAAAGCUCAGACAUUACAUGCUGCCAUACACCAUCUAUAUCAUUGCCAAAACAGAUCUGAUCAAAUACAUGCUGACAAGACCAAUGCUGAGAGGCAGAAUUGGAAAAUGGACCUUGGCCUUGACAGAAUUUGCCUUCAGAUAUGUUCCUCAGAAAGCCGUCAAAGGACAAGCUGUGGCAGACUUCCUAGCAGAUCAUCCCGGAGAGGAGAUUGAAAAUAUGGACUCUUUAGACAUAGCAAAUGCAGAUCUAUUAACCAGAGCUCACACCUGCCUCAACAAUCCUAUCUACUCAGUUCAUCUUACACCUUGGAAGUUAUACUUUGAUGGGUCAAAAACUGAUAUAACUUCCGGGGCAGGAAUUGUUUUGGAAGAGCCACUUGGAAUCAGACACUGCUACUCUUUCCAAUUAGAUUUCCAAUGCACCAACAAUAGGGCAGAAUAUGAAGCCUUAAUCAUUGGCUUGGAAAUGCUGGUAGAAUUAGGAAUCCAGUCUGUGGAAAUCCUGGGAGACUCCAUGCUGGUUCUAAAACAAAUUGCUGGGGAAUACAAGUGCCUAAGCCCUUCUCUGGCUGUCUACUUGGUGGCAGCUAGGAAUCUUCUGACAGAAUUCAGAGAGGCCACUUGGGAACAUAUCCCAAGAGAAGAGAAUUUUGCAGCCAAUGAAUUGGCCCAGGUGGCAACAGGCAUACAAAUACCCGAAGAUUGUGUACAAAGAAUCAUCAAGAUAGGAAAGAAAAGCCUACCAUCGGUUCUGGCCAGGGGGAUGGAGAUAGAUGUCAACUCUGCCACAAUCACUGAAGGUGAUUGGAGGAAUCCUAUCAUGACCUAUCUGCGAUAUCCAACUUUGCCCUCUGAGAAGAAAGUCAGAAUCAUGGCUUUAAACUACCUUAUGUGGAAUGAAGAUUUGGUCCGAAAAGUAAGGAUGAGGUGCUUUUAA